Messenger RNA from Lucilia cuprina (Australian sheep blowfly), 754 nucleotides. RefSeq names its product 1-phosphatidylinositol 4,5-bisphosphate phosphodiesterase-like. The transcript is spliced from 2 exons. The record is from RefSeq and is a predicted model, not a curated record. NCBI's taxonomy places the organism in Eukaryota, Metazoa, Arthropoda, Insecta, Diptera, Calliphoridae. The coding region runs from base 453 to 710 and encodes 85 amino acids.
GCAAUUACAACAACAACAACAACACAUGUUAACAAACAACAUUCCAGCAUCGAGAGAGAACGUAUUAAUGAGGGAGAGCACAACACCUAAAAAGUGUUGCCAUUUUAGUAGUUAGAGUAGCAGUGCUGCCAGCAAUUAACAAAAUAAAAUGUUAACCUCAUUAUUAAAACAAAUUUGAGAAAACUCAACAAAUCGCCACAUUAACUAAAAAAAUUCCAAAGAAAUGUUUUUCUCUAAUACAUUAAUACUCUAACAGUAGACUUUUCUUAGAGAAAAAGUAAUAAAUGAUAUAAUCACAAGAAGUCAAGAGAAAGAAGGCUGUUUUCCCUGUUAGAGAAACAGUAAGAGAAAAAAAAGGCAGUUAAUUUAGAAAUUAAUUUAUUUUUAGUAAUUAAUCUAGUAUUUAGUCCUGUUUGUUUUUAACAAAACAAAUUUAGUAAAAUAAUACAAACAUGACUAAGAAGUACGAGUUCGAUUGGAUAAUACCGGUGCCGCCGGAACUAACUACCGGUUGUGUAUUCGAUCGUUGGUUUGAGAAUGAAAAGGAAACCAAAGAAAAUGAUUUUGAAAAGGAUGCCUUAUUUAAAGUGGAUGAAUAUGGUUUCUUUUUGUAUUGGAAAAGUGAGGGUAGGGGAGGCGAUGUAAUAGAAUUAUGUCAAGUCAGUGAUAUAAGAGCGGGAGGUGUACCCAAGGUAAGUUAUACGAAUUAAUCAUUGGAUAAAACACUUUUUAACAACACUAAACUAGAUUUUAG